CACAUGGAAGGAAAAUCAGCAGGAACACUAAGACGUUCAAUUUAUGAUGUUGCCCAUGGAGACAGUCCUUGCUGCCAAAUGAAAAGCAACGUGCUUCAUGAAAAUUCUACCAACCUCUGAAGUCUCGUCUCUUAGCUCCAAGGAUGGCAAGGCAGAUGUGAAGUCUCUCAUGGCGAAGUUCAACACCGUGGGCAACCCGACGGAGGACGCCUCGGCCCCCAGCCGGCCCUUCAAAGUCACCGGGCAGAACUCCCCGUCAGGAGUUCAGGCCAGAAAGAACCUGUUCAACAACCAGGGAAAUGCCAGCCCUCCAGCGGGCUCCAGCGGCGUGCCCAAGUUUGGGUCCCCAAAGCCACCUUUGGGGGCGAAACCUUCUCCCGAGGAGAAGCCGGAGCUGGAGCCCAAGCCCCCGUUUCCAAAGCCCGCAGGAGUGGGCCCCAGAUUUGGAUCACCGGCCGCCUCGGCCACCAGAGACCCUGAGGUGAAAGCGGGCUUUCCGAGACCUGUAGGCCCCAAGCCCGCCAACCUGCCCAGAGAAGAUUCCAAACCCGCGUUUCCCCGGCCUCCUGGCAAUAAACCUUCGCUCCACAGUGCAAACCAAGACCACGACUUGAGGCCACCGGGUCUGAAGCCCAAGUUUAAUCCUCCAACCCAGGAAAGUGAGCAGAAGCCAGCGUUCCCCAAGUUGCCUGGGGUUCAGGGCAAAUUUGCGUCAGCCUCGCAAGACCAUGACUCCAAGCCCCUCUUCCCCAAGCCCGCCUUUGGCCCCAAGCCAUCCCUGAGUCUUGAUGACCCCCACGAAGCCGAGGGCCCCACGAAGAGCGCGUCUCCCCAGCGAGGCCCCGCGGCCCCCUCCGGAGUCAGGUUCAAAACCGGCUCCGUAAAACCAGCAAGGGAAGAGCCAGAAAAUAAAGACCAUGGAGGCGAGACGUCAAGCUCCCCUUUCCCUGGGGUCGUUCUGAAGCCAGCUGCAAGCAGGGGAGCCCCAGGCCUCUCCAAGAAGCCUGAAGACAAGAAAGAAGAGAGGAAGGUGGAUGCUGCUAAGAACGCGUUCCUGAGCAAAGUGAACCAGGAGGAGCCCGCCCCCGGGGCUCCUGCCCCGUUCCCUAAGAGGCCUUCUAAGGUGACGAUGGCAGGGCCCUGGGCCCAGAGCCAGGAAAAGGGGGGAGACAAGAGUUCUGCACCCCCCAAGCAGAAGCCCCUGCCACCUUUGUUCGUCCUAGGCCCUCCUCCACCAAAACCCAGCAGACCACCCAACGUGGACCUGACGAAAUUCCGAAAAGCUCCUUCUGGAAACAGCACGGGCAAAGGCCAAACGCCUUACUCGGCAACCUCCCUACCACUGCCGCCACCACCCCAUCCGGCCAGCCAACCGCCGUUGCCAGCUUCUCACCCAGCCCCGCCGCCAGUCCCAAGUCUACCUCCCAGAAACAUUAAACCUCCUCUAGAUCUGAAAAGCCCUGUCAAUGAAGAAAAUCAAGAUGGUGUCAUGCACUUUGAUGGUAAGGGGCAAAAAGAUGAAGAAAGUGAUGGAGAAACAUAUGAAGACAUAGAAGCAUCCAAGGAGCGAGAGAAGCGGAGGGAAAAGGAGGAGAAGAAGAGGCUGGAGCUGGAGAGGAAGGAGCAGAAGGAGCGAGAGAAGAAAGAGCAGGAGAUCAAGAAGAAGUUUAAACUAACAGGCCCCGUCGAAGUCCUCCAUCAAGCCCGAGCUUGCUGCGACGUCAAGGGCGGGAAGAACGAGCUGAGCGUCAAGCAAGGAGAGCAAAUCGAAAUAAUCCGCAUCACCGACAACCCCGAGGGGAAAUGGUUGGGCAGAACCACCAGGGGGUCAUAUGGCUAUAUUAAAACAACUGCGGUACAGAUCGACUACGAUUCCCUGAAACGGAAGAAAACCUCUCUCGGUCCUAUUCCAUCAAGACCUGCCGAAGACGACCAAGAAGUUUACGAUGAUGUUGCAGAGCAAGACGAGGUCAGCAGCCACAGUCAGAGUGGAAGUGGAGGGAUGUUCCCACCUCCUCCGGAUGAUAUUUAUGAUGGGAUCGAAGAGGAAGAGGCUGAUGAUGGCUCCACACCACAGGGUGAAGAGAAGAGUAACUCGUGGUCCUGGGGGAUUUUGAAGAUUUUAAAGGGAAAAGAUGACAAAAAGAAAAGUAUACGAGAGAAACCUAAAGACUCUGAGUCAGACAAUAAUGAAGGUUCAUCUUUCCCUUCUCCUCCUAAACAACUGGAAGCGGGAGAGGAAGUCUACGACGACGUGGAUGCCUCGGACUACCCCGCUCCUGCAGCAGAGAUGAGUCAAGGAUCCAAGGCCAAAACAGAAGAGAAAGACCCUAAGAAGCUAAAAAAGCAGGAAAAAGAAGAAAAAGACUUCAGGAAAAAAUUUAAAUAUGAUGGUGAAAUUAGGGUCCUAUAUUCAACCACGGUCGAUCCAUCAUUAACUUCUAAAAAGUGGGGGAACAGAGAGCUACAGGUGAAGCCUGGUGAAUCUCUUGAAGUGAUACAGAACACCGACGAUACGAAAGUCCUCUGCAGGAAUGAGGAAGGCAAAUAUGGUUAUGUCCUUCGGAGUUACUUGGUGGACAAUGAUGGAGAGAUCUAUGAUGACAUUGCUGAUGGUAAGUCUCCCAUGGCACUGAGCACAGAGGACAGACAGUGAGUCCACUGCUCUUACAAAUACUAAAAAUCACUUGCUGAUUAAUUAGAACUUUCCAAUCUGAUCAGAAUUUGAGUCACUUGAAAGUGUUAGAAAAGAUAAAUGCACUCAUAUAAUGAAAAAAAUUAUUUUUGCACAUAACUGGACAUCAAGGAAGGAUCUCAUUUAUUUUCUUUGGA
Miniopterus natalensis is the source of this 2832-nucleotide messenger RNA. NCBI's taxonomy places the organism in Eukaryota, Metazoa, Chordata, Mammalia, Chiroptera, Miniopteridae. The record is from RefSeq and is a predicted model, not a curated record.